AUGCUCUUUUUACUGAAAUACUGCAACGGUGGCGACCUUGCCGACUACCUGCAAGCCAACAGGCUGCUGAGUGAGAACACGAUCCGUAUCUUCCUGCGGCAGCUUGCUGAGGCCAUGCGAGCAAUUCACGCCAAAGGCAUCGUUCACCGCGACCUCAAGCCGCAGAACAUAUUGCUUACUCACAACGUGGCGUCGCCACGCACGCCCCACCCCGCCGAGAUCACGCUGAAGAUCGCGGACUUCGGCUUCGCAAGGUUUCUCGAAGAGGGCAACAUGGCUGUCACACUUUGCGGCUCCCCAAUGUAUAUGGCACCUGAGGUGAUAAUGUCAUUGAAGUACGACGCUAAAGCGGACCUAUGGAGUUUGGGCACAAUUGUGUACCAGUGCCUUACGGGCAAGGCGCCCUUCCAGGCUACUACUCCGCACGAGCUCAAAGCCUUCUACGAGAACAGCGUCGAUCUGCAGCCCAAAAUGCCAGCGGGCACGAGUCCAGAGUUGUGUAAUCUACUAAUUGGUUUACUGAGACGAAACCCACGCGAACGUAUGCCCUUCGAAGUGUUCUUCAACCAUCCGUUUUUACAACGUCCACGGUCUACUUCUAUUACGAGUUUGGACUCGGAUCUGCCUGACAUAUUGGAGUGCGAUAUGGAGGGCCAAGUCAAUACUAACUGUUACCUUGAGGAGUCGUGGGACAGCCAGGGUAUACAUUAUUUACACUUACUGCUUUUGUUGCAUGGGGGGCAAGUGGUGGAGCGUGCGGUGCAGCGUGCAGCGCGGGCAGUGCGGGGUCGGGUGGAGGGGGGGCGCGCUCGCCCGCCGCCGCGCGCCCUCCGAUGCCCGCGCCGCAGCCCGUUCAGCCGCACACGCUCGCGAACAAAGCGCCCGUCUCCUCCGCGGAAUCGUCGGACACGACGUGGGCGGGGGAAGAGGACUUCGUGGUGGUCGAGGCGACGGACAGCGGGGCGGCGGAGUGCUCGGGGCAGUCGUCGGGCUCCGAGGCGGCGCCGCGGCCGCGCUCGCUGGCGCUGCCGGCCGGCGCCGCGCCCGCGCCCGCCGCCUCUGCACCCCCCGCGCCAGCCGCGCCGCCCGCACUCCCCCGCGCACGCACAACCCGUAGAUUCGCACGCCGCCACAAUACGAAAUCCAGUCAGUCUUACAUCAAAUGUGCCCAGGUCGCAACCAAUCGACGUGCUCCGAUCAAACAACAAUCGAAAUACAACUAAUAUCGGAUCACUUUCUCCGCCUUCUAUGCCGUUCACGAUGGGCACGCCGCCGUCGACGCGGCGCCGCAGCGCAUCGGGCAGCUCACCGCCGCCAUCGCUGUGGCAGGUCUCCCCCACCAACGCCAGCCCCCUCCGCAGAUCAGGAUCGUCGCCGCCGGUGUCGCUGGCGCUGAAGGCGAGCGGCGAGGCGGCGUCGCCGAAGCGCGGCGCGCUGCCCGACGCACUGCUGCGCGGCCUCAAGCUGCACCAGCCCGACCCGCCCGUCUACAUACCCAACCUGCAGGAGGACACCAUACUCGCGGAGGAGCAUAGCAAAGUUUUCUCUCAGUUGAACUUCGUGCUUAUGCUCGCAGAAUUAUUAUCCGAUCUUGCCGUCUCAUGUGGAGCCCCUAUCGCAGCUCUCAUGGACACAUCAGAUGAGCGGUGCGGGUCGAGCGUGCGGCUGGGGCUGCUGGUGCAGGCCAUGCAGGCGCUGGCGGCCGGCCUGCGCCUCGCCGCCGCGCACUACCGCUCGCGCACGCUGCAGCCCACGCCGCAAGUGCGCAACGUCGUAUCUCUGAUGAAUGGCAAGUACAAGUGGAUCGUCAACGAAUCGAGGAGACUACACGAGGCAGGCGUCACACCAGCGAUCUGUGAUAAAAUUCUUUACGAACAUGCAAUUGAACUGUGCCAGAUGGCUGCGAUCGAGGAGCUGUUCGGCGACAUGAAGGAGUGCGAGCGGCGCUACAUGUCGGCGCAGGUGCUGCUGCACUCGCUGGUGCAGCGCCACCCGCUGCACCCGCAGCACCGCACCACGCUCUCCAAGUACCGAGAUGCAGUUCAAAGGCGACUCAAUUGUCUAAAAGGCCCGCGCAAAAUUAUGGAUGUAAAAUUAGAGGCCGGGAUCUCAUAA
Messenger RNA from Parnassius apollo (apollo), 2115 nucleotides. The record is from the annotation of a GenBank genome assembly. NCBI's taxonomy places the organism in Eukaryota, Metazoa, Arthropoda, Insecta, Lepidoptera, Papilionidae.